This is a messenger RNA of Hemicordylus capensis (graceful crag lizard), 4552 nucleotides long. Its product is annotated as zinc finger protein with KRAB and SCAN domains 8-like. Bases 46 to 2988 code for a protein of 980 amino acids. Gene Ontology annotation, biological process: regulation of immune system process; regulation of cytokine production; negative regulation of transcription by RNA polymerase II. The record is from RefSeq and is a predicted model, not a curated record. Lineage: Eukaryota; Metazoa; Chordata; Lepidosauria; Squamata; Cordylidae. The transcript has 9 exons.
CCCUCACCUUAAUCCUUAGGCUGAAUCUCUUCCGGAAGCAAUCCCAUGGACCCCGCUCUGUGCCUGCCUGCCUGCCUCCCUCCUCUGCAAAGCAGGGGACGAAGGGGGCUCUUUGCCCCGCUUACUCCCAGGCGACAUGUCACUGUAAGGGUUAAACUGGAUUCGGAUUCCAAGAGAGACCUUUGGAAGGCUAAUCUGGGACGCCCACUUCCUGCGGAGCCCCCACCCCCCUCUGCGAGAGAUUUCCGUGCUCAUCAUCAUCUUCCAUGCAGCAUGAAAGGGAUCUGGUGCGUGCAAAAGACCACAACAUUGCAGGAAAUGGUCUCCAUUUCUCCAAAUGCAGGCAUUGCUAACCUUAAGGAAGAAGAAGUAAUGUCAGAAGAAGAUAAUUCAAGGCCUGUUGGAGGCUGCUCUUCAAAGAUGGAAGAGGAAAACUCAGCUGGCCCUGAAGAAAGAUGCCCUGAUGCCAUCCAGACUGGGAGCAGUGAGGGUGUAGUCUCUGCCUCUCCAAAUCCAGGGAGCUCUGGACUUAAGAAAGAAGAAGAAAUGGAGGAAGAGGAAGGAGAUCAUUCAGGUUUUGUUGAAGGCUGCUCCCUGAAGAUAGAAGAGGAAGACUCCGCUGACCCUGAAGCAGGAAGAUGCCCUGAUACCAUCCAGAUUCAGAGCUGUGGGGGAUUCCGCUUGCAUGCAGAAGGUCCCAGUUUCACUCCCUCACAUCUCCAGAACUUGAUAUCCCAGUCACCAAAUCCAGGCAUUUCUUGCCUUAAGACAGAAGAAGAAGUGGAGGAAGAGUAUCUUUCAAGUCCUGUUGGAGGCUGCCUUCCAAAGUUGGAAAAGGAAGACUCAGCUGUCCCUGAAGCAAGAAGAUGCCCUGAUGCCAUCCAGACUGGGAGCAGUGAGGGAUUCUGGGAAGGAACCAUGCAGAAGAUCCUGGGUGCAGAAGAUCUUGGAGGAGGCAGCAUGACUGGCCUCCCACAAGGGGAUUUGGGUGUCAUCUCCAUCUCCACAAAUCCAGGCCUUUCUUGCCUUAAGAAAGAAGAAGAAAUGGAGGAAGAGGAAACAGAUCAUUCGAGUUAUGCUGAGGGCUGCUCUCCAAAGAUGGAAGAGGAAGAAGCAGAUGGCCCUGAAGCAAGAAGAUGCCCUGAUGCCACCCAGACGAGAAGCAGUGAGAGAUUCUGGGAAAGAAAUGUGCAGAAAGUCCUGGGUAGGGACACCAGCAGCUCAGAUGUACGGCACCAGCGCUUCAGGGAGUUCUGCUACCAAAAAGCUGAGGGCCCCCGAGAAGUUUGCAGCCGAAUCUUGGACCUUUGCAACAAUUGGCUGCAGCCAGAAAGACACACCAAAAGUCAGAUGGUGGACCUGGUAGUCCUGGAGCAGUUCUUGAGCAUCCUCCCCGCAGAGAUGGAGAGCUGGAUCAGGGAAUGUGGAGCGGAGACCAGUUCCCAGGCAGUGGCUCUGGCAGAAGGCUUCCUCCUGAGACAGGCAGAGGCCACGAAGCAGGAAGAACAGCAGGAACCAUCCAAAGAGGCCACUGGUUUCCUGGAAGCAGAGAAGGCUCCACCAGACCCCAAGGAAAAGUCGUUGUUGAGGGGGCUCUCACAGGAAGGUGACGGAGGGACCAUCGUGCUGGGCAGUGGACUGCUCCAUGCACUUCCUUCCAGACCUUCUCUCGUUUGUGAUGGAAUAGAAAAUAUGGCUGUGCAGUCAGAUCAGAGUCCAGUGACCUGGGAUGAGGUGGUUGCAUGUUUUGCAAAGGAAUUGUGGGCUCUGGAUCCCACCCAAAGGGCUCUGCAGAUGGAAGUCUUGUUAGAUGGAGAGAAUGUGGCUUCUCUGGCAGGUGAUAGAAGGGAGAGCAAGAAAAAAGGUGAAGAACAGAGAAAGACAACUGUAGCAAAACAGAAGCAAGGGAGGAAACCCAUUGCUUUUGAAGGGGCUGGUCAAUCAAGCCUUCAGGCAUAUCAAACCAUCUACCCAAGUGAGGUACCAUAUAUAUGCUCAGAGUGUGGAAAGACCUUUAAUUGCAGGAAAAACUUUUUAAUGCAUUUCAGAACACAUGUACCAGCACUGCCGUAUAAAUGCUCUGAGUGUGGAAUGAGCUUCAGGCUGAAGAAAAAAUUUCUUAAACAUCUAAGUUUCCACACAAGAGAGAAGCCAUAUGACUGCUUGGAAUCUGGAAAGAGCUUCAGUCAGAGCACAACUCAGACACAACCAUAUGCAACCCAUACUGGGGAAAUGCAAAAUGAAAGCUCAGAGCUCACUUUCCGCCCCAACUUAGUUAAUCAUGGCAAGAACCACUCAGAGGAAGAACUAUAUAUAUGUUCCGAAUGUGGUAAGGGCUUAAUCUCUGCCAAAUUCCUUAUUCAACAUCAAAAAACUCAUACAGGGGAGAAACAAUGUAAAUGCCCAGUAUGUGGAAAGAGCUGUGGAAACAGCUCAGUUCUGACAAAACAUUACAGAAUGCACAGAGGCAAAAAGCCAUACAGAUGCUCCGAAUGUGGAAUGAGCUUCAAUCAGAAGGUAAAGCUUACUAGACAUCAAAGAAUUCACACAGAGGAAAUGAGGUACAAGUGCUCUGAGUGUGGAAAGAGUUUCUGUUUGUACCAAAGCCUUGCGAAUCAUCAGAGAAUCCACACAGGUGAGAAACCAUAUAAAUGCUCAGAGUGCGGAAAGAGCUUCAGUUUUAGUAAUAGCUUCAUUAGACAUCAAAAAAUACACAGAGAGGGGGAGAAAGCAUAUAGAUGCUUGUGUGGAGAGGCGUUUAGUCGGAUCACAGCCCUUGCAAGACAUUCCAGAACCCACAUAAGCAAGAUACGCUCCUUACAAAGGGCAGAUGAGGCAUUGCCCUCCCACCAUCCCAGUUUCCACCACUCUCCCCUAUUGGAUAACCUUGCUCUGCUGAAACAGUUGAUACUUGCAAUGCGUUCUUUAAGGCCACAGGGGACAGCAUUCUCUGGCCCCUUACCCUUGUGCCCAUUACCUCUUCAGUAAAAACAAACUUUUCCCCCAGUGUGAUGUUGCCUCAAGCAGGGCAAACUUCUGUAACACUCUGCAUUGCCACAAAGCCUCACAACUUACAUAGGGGAGAAACCAUAUAAAUGCUCAGAGAGUGGAAAGAGCUUCAGUCAAAACAUGAAUCUUUCUAGUCAUCAAAGACCUCACACAGGAAAGAAACCCUAUAAAUAGUGGGAACGUGGAAGAAGCUUCAGGCAGAGCUCAAGUCUUAUUUGCCAUCAAAGAAUUCACCCAGGGAAGAUGUCGUGUUUAUGCUCAGUGUGUGGAAAGAGCUUCAGUUGGAGCAGAAAUCUGAGGUCACAUCAAAAACUCCACACUGGGAAGAAACCACAUAUCUGCUCAGAGUGUGGAAAUCGCUUCAGUAAGAAGCCACAUCUUACUGAACAUAACAGAAUUAACACAGGGGAGAAAUUAUGUAAAUACUCAGAAUGUGGAAGGAGCUUCAGUUGUAGCAAGCACUUGAUUUCCCUUUCAAAGAAUCUGCACAGGAGGAAAGAGCUUCAGUCAAAGUGGAUGGAAAGAGCCUCAGUCAGAGCUCUAAUCUUAUCAGUCAUCAAAGAAUCCACACAGAUAAGUGCUCACAGUGUGGAAAGAACUUCAGCUGAAGUGGAAACCUUCAUGUACAUAAAAGAAUCCACACAGGGAUGAACAAUGUGAAUGCUAGAAUUGCCUGGAGUGUGGAAAACACUUCAGGUGGAGAACAGGUUUUCUUAUCAAAGGAUUUGCUGUGGAAUAUGCUAUAUUGAUAAUUAGGUGAGAGCUUUCCUAACCAAGCCCAGAUAAAGAUCAGAGAACCUAUGGAGAAUUUGGAGAACCUAUAGACAUGCUAAUACAAUGGAAAACAAUGUUUAUCACCAUGGGAAUUGUGUUACAUGAGAGAAAGAAGCUGAGUGUGGGAAAGGAAUUGCAGUUGGAGCCCAGCUGUUCUAUUGUGUCUUGUAAUGUGACUGUCCCCUCAUUUAGGAGGCAGUCACAUUUUGUUAAAUAUGCCAUAUAGAACCAUGUGCUUCUCUGCAUUGCAAAUUCACCUGCUCUGACACUGAGGAUUUUAAAACAAAAAAUAUGUGAAGGGUAACCAACAUCUUUUUCUUCCCUAACACAGAAAUAUUAAGGGUUAGGAAUUGUUCCUAUAGUCUGUGGCUGGCAUAUGUGAACUGGUUAGAUAUUUUUAUUAGAUGUUCUAUAAAUGUAAUAAGUAAAUAAAACAGUACAGAGCAACGAAGGGCUGGUUUAACAAGCAAAGUUACCUUAUCUCAAGAAGAUUUUAAUGAACAUUGGAUGGCAUUUCACUUAAUGAAUUUUUAAUGAACAUUUUAUUUACAUUUUUAUUCUGCUCUUUGCCCUAAGACUCCAGUGCAGUGGACAUGUUAAAAAUAGUCACAAAACUGCAGUAAAAAUAAUCCAAUAGUUUUCUCCAGUUCUUUGGAUGCUUCAUUUAAUAAUGUAAUCGUAAGUGUUAAAAUCUUAAUCCUUCUCUGUCUAUCUCUAACCAUUUUUAAUGAUGUAUUAAAAGUUGUUUUAAUAAAGUCUUUAAGUGUCA